AGUCUCAGUGAUGCCAGUGAGCAAGCCGCUGACGCUGACGGCACGGGCUGAGGCGACCAUUGCGCCGGCCACUGCAAAGCAUCUCCAAGUGUACAUGAAUAUGAGCGACAUGGAGCUGCUGGGCGUCUGCAAGGGCGAGUGGGUCGUGCUCUAUCGCCAGCAGCAAGAUUCCCGAGAACCGACCGCGUCGCUACCGUCGACACAUCCGCCGCCAGCAGACAGCUGGAUGGGGCAUGCUGCUGUGGGCAUUGCUCUCCCGCACCCGGCGCUGGCCUCGGGCGACGCGGUGGCCGCCGGUCUCGUGCGUUUCAACUGCGCCACGCGUGUCGGCCAGUCCUUCCUCGUGCAGGCCGCGAGCACCUCCGCAGCGUGGACAGCCGGUGGUACGAAUCGUGGCGGUGGUGGUACUGGCGGCGUCCACACUGCGCAGUCGGUGGGUGUCGAGCUUGCACUCUUCGUUCCGGCCAGUCCCAAGCCGAGUGGAAACGGACACCUGGCACCCCCGCCCGCGUUCUCGGCUGCAGAUGUCACGAAACUGCUGGCUGCAAUUCGGUACGAUUUGGAAGGCCAAGUGAUUGUGCUCGGCAAUGCAGCGCGCGUAUCCUUUUUGGGCCGGUCUAUCCAGUAUCGCAUUCGCUCCAUUGAUGAGCAUGCAUGGGAUCCCACCUCAGUUCAACCGAGUGAAUCGUUAACACAGCAUUCAACACCAAGCAAUGGCGCAGUUCCCUUCAGCCAGCUCGGCCUCUAUUUGGUGAGUCGUGCGACGUCUGUGGUUCGGUGGCAACCAUCCACUGGCGCGUCCUCCACACAGUCAGCGUCCGUCGCUCGUCCAGUCACCUACGCUGAUGUUGGAGGCCUGCAGUCUCAACUGGCCUCCAUUCGCGAAACAAUCGAACUGCCACUCCGCCACCCUUGGAUUUUUGAGCAAGCGGGAAUGCCGGCGCCCCAUGGCGCUCUUCUCUAUGGUCCACCCGGUACGGGUAAAACUCUGAUUGCGCGUGCUGCUGCAAGCGAGUCCGGUUGCCACGUCAUUUGCGUCAAUGGACCCGAGCUUGUCAGCAAGUAUUUUGGAGAGACGGAAACGAGGCUGCGCAACCUGUUCGCAGAAGCGCACAGACAUGCUCCUUGCUUGAUUUUUAUUGACGAAAUUGACGCAUUGUGUCCACGGCGAGACGAUGCCACCAAUGAGACCGAACGGCGGGUUGUAGGCACGCUCCUCACGUUGAUGGAUGGAUUGCAUUCGGGUGCAUCUGGAAAGAAGCCCACGUCUGCCGCCACGGGCCCAGUUCAGUCCAAGCACAUCAUGGUCGUGGGUGCAACCAACAGGCCCAAUGCUCUUGAUCCUGCGCUUCGAAGGCCUGGCCGUUUUGACCGCGAAGUCGAAAUCGGCAUUCCCACCUCGACAGACCGCAUCUCGAUUCUACAGGCGUGCUUGCGGCACAUGGCACAUACUCUCUCUGAGGAGGAUGUUGCGUCGAUUGCAGCGAGCGCGCAUGGUUACGUCGGGGCAGACUUGGCUGCUGUCUGUCGCGAAGCUGGACUUUGUGCGGUACAGCGCCGUCUCCAACACGCAGACCUCGCCGGCGACGCUGCUGUCCAGAGUCCCGAGGCAGCUCAUUCCAUCCGCGCGGUGACUGUCAGCGACAUGCGGUACGCUUUGGGCCAAGUCCGUCCAAGCGCCAUGAGAGAGGUUGCGGUGGAAAUCCCCAAGGUGCGUUGGAGUGACAUUGGCGGCAUGCACGACGUCAAGCAACGGCUUGUCGAAGCGGUGCAAUGGCCACUGCAGCAUCCCGAAAUGUUUGCACGCCUCAACCUUUCGCCUCCGCGUGGCAUCUUGCUCUACGGCCCGCCAGGUUGCAGCAAAACUCUGAUGGCCAAGGCACUGGCCACCGAGUCUGGACUAAAUUUCAUCGCCAUCAAGGGCCCGGAACUGUUCAGCAAGUGGGUCGGCGAGAGCGAGCGCGCCGUUCGCGAAACCUUUCGCAAAGCGCGCGCAGCAGCCCCCUGCGUUGUGUUUUUCGACGAAAUUGACGCGCUGGCUGUGGCACGUGGCGGCGAUGACGGCGCUGGCGGCGUGAACGAUCGAGUGUUGAGUCAGCUCUUGAGCGAAUUGGACGGUAUCGAAGUUCUCCGGAAUGUGACCGUGCUGGCCGCCACCAAUCGCCCCGAACUGAUUGAUUCUGCACUGCUGCGUCCUGGCCGCAUUGAUCGCAUCAUGUACGUCGGACCGCCCGAUGCCGCCGCUCGGUUGGAGAUUCUCAGCAAUGCCCUCAGCCGCAUGCCCCACCAGCUGGACGGGGCGGCCGUGAAUCGGCUCGUGUCCCAGUUAGAUGGGUGCAGCGGUGCCGAAGUCGCAGCCGCGUGCAAGGAAGCUGGUCUGUUUGCUCUUGAAGAAAGCCUCGAUGCAGCGACGAUCGAGGAGCGACACUUCAACGCUGCCGUGCAAAAGGUGCCGAAACGCAUCACUCCCGCCAUGCUCAAGUUCUACGCAGACUAUCAGCAGCAGUCCGUGCUACAGUCCGUGUAGUAGUAGUAGUAGUAGUAGUAGUAGUAGUAGUAGUAGU
Molecule: messenger RNA, 2564 nt
Organism: Capsaspora owczarzaki ATCC 30864
Lineage: Eukaryota; Filasterea; Ministeriida; Capsasporidae
Product: ATPase
Exons: 2
Coding region: 11-2527 (838 amino acids)
Cellular component (GO): cytoplasm
Molecular function (GO): ATP hydrolysis activity; ATP binding
Source: RefSeq, a predicted model, not a curated record